AUGAAUCUGAGCAAUGAAUCCUACCAAAUCUAUUCUCAGAUAGUGACGUUGAUCACAGAAUCUGCUCUGAAAGUGGAUGUAUAUGAGAAACUUCUUGCAACUGUUGAAUCUGACGUUAAACACGCCUAUCAAAACGCGGGUUUCAACAACGCAGACCGCGCAGCCCCUGAACGAGACCUACUUAUCAAUGGCAGUAUACCACCGGUUUUACAGCCUGCAGUGACUGCAAUCCUUACUAAGACGGUUCCCAUGAUACGGAAUGAAGCUAACCCCAUGUAUUUGUUUCUACAAGACUACAGCUGGCUGGGUGUUGGCGAUGACAAGAGAGCAGACCUAUUCAGACACAAGUACGAGAUCGAUAUUCUUCGAAAAGUGUUAAUACCUCUAGAUGAAUCUAGGGGUGCUGUACGGCCAAGCCGAAGGUGUGUUCGAUGCUGUGCGAUAUCAGAGGAAAUUCCACCGAAGUCUAUGGCAGCCGUGAAGAUGCUGAUGAGAACUGCUGUUCUCCGAGCCUGUACUUGUGGUGGAAUGUGGUCUAUGAGCAAUGCUAGCAACCUAAGAGGCUCUACUACUUUGCCGGGAUGGAGACAGCCAGGAUAA
Molecule: messenger RNA, 600 nt
Organism: Trichophyton benhamiae CBS 112371
Lineage: Eukaryota; Fungi; Ascomycota; Eurotiomycetes; Onygenales; Arthrodermataceae
Exons: 1
Coding region: 1-600 (199 amino acids)
Biological process (GO): positive regulation of DNA-templated transcription
Cellular component (GO): mediator complex
Source: RefSeq, a predicted model, not a curated record